UCCGGUAACGCAAUCGCAGUCACUCUAUAGUGACAUUCCAAACAAAUGCGAAUCUUGACGUCUGGUUGAUCUCACACUAACACCGUAAAGAUGAUGCUCUCACGCAUGAAGCCGGCCAUGGGGCCGGGGGCUGCCACAGGAGGAAAGGAGCAGAAGAAAAAGAAGAAAUUUCCGAAGUUAGAUGAGUUUUUGUCGGCUCGAGAUUACACAGGUGCCAUCACUCUGCUGGAGUUUAGCCGUAACAGUGGAAAGGGAAACGAAGAAGUAGACAUGUGGAUUGCAUACUGCGCCUUCCACCUGGGAGACUACAAGAGAUCUAUGGAGGAGUACGAGAGGCUGUCCAAGAGGGAUGGCUGUCACCCAGACAUCUUCGCCUUCCUAGCCUGCUGCUACUUCUUCCUGGGGAUGUAUUCAGAUGCUGACACAGCUGUAGCACGAUCUCCCAAGAGUCGUCUACAGAACCGCCUGCAGUUCCACCUGUCGCACAAGUUCAAUGAUGAGCGUAGGUUGAUGGGGCACCAUCAGGCCCUGCAGGAUAUCAUCGAGGACCAGCUGUCCCUUGCCUCCAUCCACUACCUACGAUCACACUACCAAGAGGCCAUCGACAUCUACAAGCGCAUACUGUUAGAUAAUCGAGACUUCCUGGCUCUCAAUGUGUAUGUGGCGCUGUGUUACUACAAGCUGGACUACUACGAUGUAUCACAGGAAGUGUUGGCAGUUUACCUACAGCAGUUUCCAGACAGCGCCAUUGCUCUCAAUCUGAAAGCUUGCAACCACUUCCGACUAUACAAUGGCAAGGCUGCAGAGGCUGAACUAAAGGCUCUACAGGAGAUGUCUUCACCGUCCUUCACCUUCGCCAGGGAUCUCAUCAAGCAUAAUCUGGUGGUGUUUCGUGGUGGCGAGGGGGCGCUCCAGGUGUUACCUCCCCUUAUCGAUGUCAUCCCUGAAGCCCGCCUCAAUCUGGUCAUCUACUACCUCAAGCAGGAUGAUGUGGCCGAAGCCUACAACCUGAUCCGAGAUCUGGAACCCACCACGCCGCAGGAGUACAUCCUCAAGGGAGUAGUGAACGCUGCACUCGGACAGGAGCAGGGAUCUAGAGAGCACUUAAAAAUAGCACAACAGUAUUUCCAGCUUGUGGGAGGCUCUGCCAGUGAAUGUGACACCAUCCCUGGACGUCAGUGUAUGUCUGAGUGCUUCUUCCUUCUCAAGCAAUUUGAAGAUGUGCUGAUCUAUCUCAACUCAAUUAAGAGCUACUUCUACAAUGACGACAUGUUCAACUUCAACUACGCACAAGCCAAGGCAGCCGUGGGCAACUUCAAAGAAGCAGAGGAGAUAUUUAUGCUGAUACAGAGCGACAAGGUGAAGAAUGACUACACCUACCUGAGCUGGCUGGCCCGAUGUUAUAUAAUGAACCACAAGGCCAGGUUGGCCUGGGAGCUGUACCUGAAGAUGGAGACAUCGGGGGAGUCAUUCAGCCUGCUGCAGCUCAUUGCUAAUGACUGCUACAAGAUGGGUCAGUUCUACUAUGCAGCCAAAGCAUUUGAUGUUCUGGAACGCCUGGACCCUAACCCCGAGUACUGGGAGGGCAAGCGAGGUGCCUGUGUCGGCGUGUUCCAGAUGAUCAUUGCCGGUCAUGAGCAGAGGGAAAACUUACGUGAAGUUCUGCACCUCCUGAGAAACACCAGCAAUCCACAAGUGGAAUACAUCACAAGGACCAUGAAAAAAUGGGCCCGCGACAACAAAGUUCAUGUCUAGCAGACUCUGCCCUAGUUUUCUACUGUCUACCCGUUCACUCAUUUCCUUCUGUUCAUUGCCCUCCAUCUAACACUCUUGUCACUGUAUCUAACAUUCAACAUCCUGGCAAGCUUCAAAAUUACUUGUAGUAACCCACUGCUAAAGACACAUUUACAAUUGUAAUGGUACAAUGAAAAUACAAAAUGUCCUGAAGGUCAGGGUUUGUUAUCGCAGGGUAUGAAACUCAGACCACAGGGCUGGUUAGAUGUAAAAAAUGCCAGCCCUCACCAAAACUUACCUGCCCACAAAAUAUCUUCAUAUACAUGUCUAAAUUUUAAUCUGGCAGUCCAUGUUGAAAACAACCCAUCCCAGGCGGUCAGGCAGGCAGGUAUUUCGAACGCUGGUUACAGUCAAUAUUUAAAAGUAUGUAUUAUAUAUCUCACAGAAAAGUACAGAGGCUGACUUUAUAAGUUACAGUUACCUAUUACCUAGGUCACAGUAUUUCUUCUUUUGGACACACUCAAAAGGGCAUACUAAGCAUACCUGUUAGUGCUAGUACACUUACACAAUGCAUCUGUCCCUGCCUUGGGAUUAUCCACACUCACCACAAUUCACAUAUCCCAGGCAUCAUGGUCUGCUUGGUCCUUGGCACCAUCACAACAACUCUUGCUUCCUCAGCAUCUCUAUGCAGUAGUUCCUCAAGACUUGUACAGGUUAGCAUGUGCAAUCCUAGCACCUGCAGUAGAGAGCAACACCAGUCAGAGCAUCUUUUUUGUGUACUGAACCUCAUUUUCCACAAUUCUCUAAUUGAUUUCCAGUCUUUGUCCAUGUCCUGUUUGCAUGCUGAGUGUGUGUCUUGUCAUGUUGUGUCAUGUUGUGUCAUGUUGUGUCAUGUUGUGUCAUGUUGUGUCAUGUUGUGUCAUGUGGACCAUGUUUUAGGGAGAUGCUGCGUGAUGUCAUCAACAUGCUGCGUAAUACCAGCAACCCGCAGGUGGAAUACAUCAUCAGGACCAUGAAGAAAUGGGCCAAGGAGAACCUGGUUCCUCUGCCCUGAGAAUCACUCGUCCCUGUAUAGUCAUCAUGAUCACUGAAGUACAUGGUCAUCUGGAUCUCCAUCAAUGUUCCACCCAUACACUGGUCCACUAGAUGACCGCACACCUGGACCAUAUUCCACAAGCAAUCUCAUCAUUGCAACUGUCACAAGUCUAUGUUCAAAUUCGGACUAACAAUAGUUGUUAGGUUUGUUCUGACGAAGGAGCACAGGUGAAUUUACGAUUAGGUUCCAACUUUGAUCAUUUGUGGACAAUAUGAAAUAUUAUCAUUGUAUUUGUUGUAUUGUUCAUUUCUCCUGAAGAAGGGGCAAACUGGAUGAAUACUUUAACCAAAAAAGUAGGGAACUUGUUUAGAUAAUUGUUUAGUGUUAAGGCAAGUUCCCUAUCAAGGUGGUCUUGUUUGAUUCUGCAAGGGUUUUAUGUGUCCACCCCUGCUUCGCAGCAUAGUCAGUAUUUUAAUUAAAAACUGCUACAUCAUGUUUGAUAUGUAUGAAAAACUACAUCCAACAUGGCAUGGUUCUUCUGUGUCACCUUUGUUACCUCUACAUGUAUAUCUUGAAUCCACUUUCAAUCUAUAUGGUUCCUUGUGAAGCUGUUUGUCUUUUUCCAGACUCACUUCAAACAAUUUCACAUCUUUAGACAUGAGCAACAACAUACACAGAAAGAAGCUUGUAUCACAUCACUAUGAUUAACUUAUCAUUACUGGUGGGUAUUGCGAGACACAGCCUUCUAAAUUGCUGGUGUUCUUGGACUCAUUUCAAGUAAUGUCUUAUAUUUCUGCUCUGUGGGUGAAAUUCUGCAAAUAAAUAAAGGAACACUUGUACUUUCAUGUAUUCCCUUAUUUGUUUUCAUGAGUAUAUUUGUCUGUCAUAGUGGCUGCCUGUAAUGGCAGAGUCAACUUGUCAUACCAUUUGCCUUCAUCUUCAAGUUUUCACACUAACUGUGAUGCAAGAAACAUGGCCCAUUAUCAGAUGCAUCAUACAGACCCACACAGAUUAAAGUUGUUCCUGUUCCAUAGCUGUAUGCUGGUGAAAACAAUGUCAUUUACGACAGGGAAGUAUCCUGACUUCCUACCAGGAUCUGUUCCAACCUGUUGUAUGACAUAUUUUGUUCGGACACUCAACACAGGAUAUGAGGUUGUGUUAUCUAUAUUACUAAAUAUGUAAAUGUGUACAUAAAGUGUACAAAUAUAAUAAAAGUUUUGUUCAUGUCCCCAAGACUUGUAGUUCUGCAAAAAUAUCCGUCCAUUUUUACUCAUUGUUAAUCUGCACAGUCCAAGAUUGUGUGCAUACUGCUUGGUCAAAAGUGUUAUUUAUAUAAAUAAAUGUUUUGAAAAGA
This is a messenger RNA of Haliotis rubra (blacklip abalone), 4124 nucleotides long. RefSeq names its product intraflagellar transport protein 56-like. The coding region runs from base 91 to 1755 and encodes 554 amino acids. The record is from RefSeq and is a predicted model, not a curated record. Gene Ontology annotation, cellular component: ciliary basal body; ciliary base; intraciliary transport particle B. Gene Ontology annotation, molecular function: protein binding; intraciliary transport particle B binding. Gene Ontology annotation, biological process: intraciliary transport involved in cilium assembly; intraciliary anterograde transport. The transcript has 17 exons. Lineage: Eukaryota; Metazoa; Mollusca; Gastropoda; Lepetellida; Haliotidae.